Phytophthora sojae is the source of this 648-nucleotide messenger RNA. RefSeq lists its product as hypothetical. The record is from RefSeq and is a predicted model, not a curated record. The annotation marks the transcript as partial. NCBI's taxonomy places the organism in Eukaryota, Oomycota, Peronosporomycetes, Peronosporales, Peronosporaceae. The transcript has 2 exons.
CCAACACCCAGCGUUCUUGAAGUUGACGAAGACCCAUUGGCACUCCGGUUCUACUUCAUGCUGCCCAAGCUCUGGGCUCAGAUUGCAGUGAAGAGCAACACGUACCACCGUCAGUCCAUUCCCGAGCGCGCGAGGGCGAUUCGAAAGCAGCAGUGCAACAAGAGUGGUGGCGAAGCUGAAGACCUCGGCGACAUUCGGCGUCGCCUCGCUGGUGUCAAGGAAAUUGAAGCCUAUGAGGUGCUGCAGGUGAUGGGCCUGCUCAUUGCCAGGAUACUGGCACCGAUUCGCAAGGGCAUUGCAGCGCAUUGGUCAGUGGCGAAGGUGGGCGCCAUGCCUGCGAAUCGCUUGAGCCUGUUCAUGAGCAAGAACCGCUUCUUCCACAUAAUGGGCUACAUGCACUUUUCCAACAACAAGUCUCCGAACGCUAAGACCGACAGAGCCUGGAAGAUCCGUCCAGUCGUCGACGUGCUACAACGGACCUUCGCCCGCGGUUACCGUGUCCCUCCCAUCAUCAGCUUCGACGGAGCAACGCUGCCGUCGCGUUCCCGAUACAACCCCACUCGGCAGUUCAACAAGGACAAGCCCCACAAGUGGGGGACGAAGGUGUUCGUCGCUGCGUGUGCCAAGACAGCUUACUGCAUGAGGUGA